Molecule: messenger RNA, 2298 nt
Organism: Podospora anserina S mat+
Lineage: Eukaryota; Fungi; Ascomycota; Sordariomycetes; Sordariales; Podosporaceae
Exons: 2
Coding region: 1-2298 (765 amino acids)
Biological process (GO): ergosteryl 3-beta-D-glucoside catabolic process
Molecular function (GO): steryl-beta-glucosidase activity
Source: RefSeq, a predicted model, not a curated record
AUGACCGGCGCCGGCUUUCGAUUGAUUGUCGAAAACGGCAAGUUUCGAGACGCCCACGGCCGCCAGGUCACCCUCCGAGGCAUCAACGUCGCCGGCGAUGCCAAGUACCCCAGCAUACCCGACCAGCCUUCCCACAUGGCCGAGAACUUCUUCGACGGCGACAGUGUCAGGUUCACAGGACGACCGUUCCCCAAAGAAGAAGCCCAUCUCCACUUCUCGAGGCUAAAACGCUGCGGUUACAACACCAUCCGCUAUGUCUUUACCUGGGAGGCCAUCGAAGCCGCCGGGCCGGGUAUCUACGACGAGGAGUGGAUUGAUAACACGAUCGGUGUCUUGCGCGCUGCGAGAGACUAUGGAUUUUACAUUUUCAUGGAUCCUCAUCAGGAUGUGUGGUCGCGAUUCUCGGGCGGAUCUGGGGCGCCCAUGUGGACGUUGUACGCUGCCGGUCUGAACCCACAGAGCUUUGCUGCGACGGAAGCUGCUAUUGUACACAAUGUCUAUCCGGAACCCGAGAAAUUCCCAAAGAUGAUUUGGUCAACCAAUUACUACCGCCUUGCUGCGGCUACCAUGUUCACCUUCUUCUUUGCCGGCAAGACGUUUGCGCCGAAAUGCAUCAUUGAUGGGAUGAACAUCCAGGACUACCUGCAAGGGCACUUCAUCCGUGCCUGUGAGCAUUUGGCCAAGAGGAUACACGAGGCUGGUGACAUUGAGAACGAUGUCGUCUUUGGGUGGGAGAGCUUGAACGAGCCAAACAAGGGCAUGAUCGGGUAUGAAGACAUCAGUGUGAUUCCGAAAGAGCAGAAUUUGAAGAAGGGCACGUGUCCGACGAUAUGGCAGACCAUUCUGACCGGGUCAGGGCGGGCUGUCGAGGUUGAGACGUGGGAUAUGGGUCAGAUUGGGCCCUACAAAGUAGGGCGGACGUUGGUGGAUCCCCAUGGCGAGGUUGCGUGGUUGCCGGCCGACUACGACGAGUCCCGUUAUGGGUACAAGAGAGAUCCCGGGUGGAAGCUGGGCGAGUGCAUCUGGGCUCAGCAUGGGGUAUGGGACCCGGCUACCGAUACGCUGCUCAAGAAGAACUACUUUGGGAUACACCCGACGACGGGGGAGCAUAUUGACUAUCCUUAUUUCACCAACAACUUCUUCAUGGAGUACUUCCGGGCAUACCGGGAUGCUAUUCGAAGUCACCACAAGAACGCCGUUAUCCUUCUGCAAGGCCCGACGAUGGAGCUCCCGCCAAAGAUCAAGGGGACUCCGGAUGGCGAUGACCCUCUUCUCGUUUAUGCCCCGCAUUGGUAUGACGGCAUCACUCUGAUGACCAAGAAAUGGAAUCGGUACUGGAAUAUCGAUGUAAUAGGUGUCUUGCGCGGGAAGUACUGGACGCCGGCUUCGGGUCUACGGUUCGGUGAGACGGCUAUCCGAAAGUGUUUUGCGGAACAACACGCAACCAUGAGGCAAGAGGGCUUGGACUACAUCGGGAACGUGCCUUGUGUCAUGACCGAGUUUGGUAUCCCAUACGACAUGGACGACCAGAAGGCGUACAAGACGGGGGAUUACGCCAGCCAGUCGGCUGCCAUGGACGCCAACCACUUCGCCGUGGAGUCUUCCGGUCUGGAGGGUUACACGCUGUGGCUCUACAUGACCAAGAAUGUGCACGAAAGAGGAGAUCAAUGGAAUGGUGAAGAUCUUUCCAUCUUUUCGAUAGACGACAAGCUGCUUCCUGUCUCGCCGAUACCCCGAUCACCCUCGACAUCGAGCCUCCUCAAACCCGGCGACGGCAGCCAGCGCAAAGAAGUUGAUGAUGACGGCAGUGUCACGCCAGCUAACCUCAGGCGGUCCAUCACCAACCCGUCCAUCUCGAGUGAGGUGACCAGUCGGCAGCCCGAGCUCACUGUCGCUCCUGGGUACCGAGCUGCCGAAGCCUACGUGCGACCGGCACCUGUCGUUACGGUCGGGACUAUCAAGAAUUACUUUUUCGAUCUCAAGCAGUGCCAGUUCAACAUGACCAUCAUCGCCCAUAAAGCAGCCGAAACAGACACGCCGACGAUCAUUCUCCUUCCUGAUUACCAUUUUCCAAAGGAUGAGUGCAUUGUGGAGGUGAGCUCGGGGAAGUGGGAGAUCAGCAGUGAUGAGGAGGAGUCUAUUAUGCUGCAGAGGUUGAGGUGGUGGCAUGGGAAGGGAGAGCAGGUGUUGAAGAUUACGGGGGUGGUCAAGAAGCAUAACAUUGGGGAGGGGGAGGGGGGGUAUUAUGAUCAGCUGAGUAAUGCUGUGGAUUUUGUGGGGAGUUGCUCGGUGAUGUAA